Molecule: messenger RNA, 2494 nt
Organism: Athalia rosae (coleseed sawfly)
Lineage: Eukaryota; Metazoa; Arthropoda; Insecta; Hymenoptera; Athaliidae
Gene: Dhps
Product: probable deoxyhypusine synthase
Exons: 8
Coding region: 1314-2465 (383 amino acids)
Biological process (GO): peptidyl-hypusine biosynthetic process
Cellular component (GO): cytoplasm
Molecular function (GO): deoxyhypusine synthase activity
Source: RefSeq, a predicted model, not a curated record
GUAUCGAAGUACGUCAGUCUCUCCGUGCUCGAUCAGCGUUCAACCGGAUCGUUCGGUCGGAACGAUUAGAUUGACUACAAUGAAAAUUGUCUAGGGCAAUAAGUGUUCGCCUAUUACCGGUGAGGCCGAUCAUACUCCGUUCGAGAAGGAGAUCAACGAUCAAUCGUACGAUGACGACGUGGAAUUGGAACAAUGAAUCACGACGCAAACUUUAAUUCCUCGAAUCAUUUCUCGUACGCACACGCGUAUAAACAGUCGGACAAUUUUUGGCAACGGAAGUACACCAGAUUAUGCUAAAGUCCGACGUUCGUCGGUAAAACCCUCCCUUCCAUCGACUUGUCGGUCUGGUAAUUAUUUUCUAUCGAAUCGCCAGUCGUUUGAAUUAUCAUUUCGGUGCCAAUUGGAGCACGAUGGAAGUAUACGUAAAAGACAUUCGUUAAGUUCGUAGCACGUGAAGAUACGAAACUGAAAAUAAACUGGCGUUGAUAAAAAUUUAUCUCUCCUAGCGAAAAGGUGUUAAAGAAACAUUUUCCUCCCUCCACCGACUGUCGUCGAUACAUUUUCUGACGUUAGUCAUCGCCAGAGCUUUUCAGCGGUCUGUUUUCUGGAAGUCAUUCAAAAAUUAUAUCAUCCUUUUUUUAUACGUACGAUGUGGAAAAUGAUUGGCAAUGUUUCCCCAGAUUACACGCUAUCGUUUUCGCGAGUAAAUAAUCUAGAAACAGACGGGUUCCAUGAGUAAGAAUCUUUUUAUUAUCAGAAAAUUCUUGCGUCGGUAGAUAGGCGUCGUUUUUAUAAAUGCCGCCUGUGCUUCGUAACGUAGGAACGUUGAAUGGCGUCGUUCAAAACCUGCGUCGACCAAACUGCGCGAAGAGAACGUCGGCGUCGGCGUCGGCGUCGUUACGUCCAUCGUUACAUUUAGCAGACGACAAAGACGUCGCCCGCAAGGCCCACAAAGAGUUUCACAUGAGCGAGUGAGGUUACUUCCAAUCUCGUUUUUACGAAUUUAAACGUCGUAUACCAGUUGAUUUUCGUUCGAAAAUCGAUCGAUAAAUUUGCCGCAUGCAUCUCGAACCGCGAUUGGUCAAUUUCAAUUCGCCAUUUGAAUUUCGACGCUACUUGUCAGCGUUUCUUUUGUUUCCACCCUACCCUACUACCCGGCAUGGUCGCCGUGACGUUCGAUUCAGCGGGAAAAUAGUCAAUAGAUAUUUGAAAUUUUCGAAAGGAUUGCGAUAAUUGAUUAUUAAAUUAGUGUAAAACAUUUCUAAAAUCGUUCGGAUAUUUAAAGAAUCGUAUAACGAUAAAUUCGUCCAAAUAUGAGUGAAAAAUCGGGAGAUCAACCGGAUGUGGAACCGCGCAACGAAACAAAAGAAGACAAAGUUCCGGAGGAAUUGAAAAAGGCCAUCCUAGUUCAAAGCGUAUCACUGCCCGCUGGUACCCCAACGGUUAAAGGAUACGACUGGAACUCCGGUAUCGACUACCAUGCGUUAUUUCAAAGUUACAAAUAUUCGGGAUUCCAAGCCACAAAUUUCGGCUUGGCCGUCGAUGAAAUAAAUAAAAUGUUGGCGACUAGAAAAGUUCCAUUAACAGAGGAGCAGGAAGACCUCCUCGAGGACGACGAAUUUAUCAAAAGAAAGAGCAGUUGUACAAUAUUCUUGGGCUACACAUCCAAUAUGGCAUCAUGCGGAUUGCGGGAUACCAUUAGAUUUUUAGUUCAGCAUAAAAUGGUGGAUUGCAUCGUGGCAACAGCCGGAGGAGUCGAGGAAGACUUUAUAAAAUGCCUGGCGCCAACUUACCUGGGUGAUUUUCACCUCGAGGGUAAACGGCUCAGAGAAAAAGGGAUAAAUAGGAUCGGAAACUUACUGGUACCGAACGCGAACUAUUGCCUAUUCGAGGACUGGGUGACUCCGAAGCUGGACGCGAUGCUGGCUGAGCAGAAGGAGAAGGGCACCUUGUGGACACCUUCAAAAGUUAUCGCGAGGCUGGGCGAAGAAAUUAACAAUCCCGAUUCGAUCUACUACUGGGCCGCAAAAAAUAAAAUCCCCGUUUUCAGCCCCGCAUUAACCGACGGGAGUCUCGGCGACAUGAUGUACUUUCAUUCAUUCCGUAACCCCGGUCUUGUUUUAGACAUUUUAUCCGAUUUAAGACGCCUCAACACGAUGGCUAUGAAAGCGGUCAACAGUGGCAUCAUCAUACUCGGCGGAGGAGUCGUCAAACACCACAUUUGCAACGCUAAUCUGAUGAGAAACGGUGCGGAUUAUGCGGUAUUUUUGAACACAGCCUCGGAAUUCGACGGCAGUGACAGCGGAGCGAGACCCGACGAGGCAAUUUCUUGGGGAAAGAUAAAGAAGGAUGCCACCCCCGUCAAGAUAUACGCGGAGUCUUCUCUGGUAUUCCCGUUGCUGGUAGGCGAGACGUUCGCUCGUCAAUUUCACUCGGCAAAAGAACGGGCGGUUUCCGAUGUAUGAUCAAAUAAAUUAAUAUUUCUCAACUCGCA